Molecule: messenger RNA, 1973 nt
Organism: Bombus pascuorum
Lineage: Eukaryota; Metazoa; Arthropoda; Insecta; Hymenoptera; Apidae
Product: ubiquinone biosynthesis protein COQ4 homolog, mitochondrial-like
Exons: 4
Coding region: 805-1827 (340 amino acids)
Biological process (GO): ubiquinone biosynthetic process
Cellular component (GO): mitochondrion; mitochondrial inner membrane
Source: RefSeq, a predicted model, not a curated record
GAUACAUAUUUUUCUCUUUUUCAUCUCCUUUAAUUAUAAGAUGGCUCAUUAGUAUCGUGUUCCUACCAUCCAAACUUUGCACAUGUGAUAAAUAUGUAUACUAGUAUUAUUAAUGGAUGAAUGAUAUUUAUAACAAAUUAGUUAAUAACAGGCUGAAAAUUAAAUGAGUAACAAUGUAUUAAUUAUUAUAAAUGAAAUAAAUUAUUGGAUAUAAAAGGAAUUUGAUAAAAAUUUUGCAAAGCAGAAAUUCUUAAUCUUCAUAUAAAAGAAUUAAACACGAUAUACGUAUGUAUGCAAGUAUACUACGUACAUAUACUGAAAUUCAUUUUGAGAACAAAGAUAGUAGAUUAAGAGAAAAUCAGAAGGAAAAGCGAGAUAGAAAAUUUGUAUGUGCCAACGACAACAAUAAACGAAGAGUAGUGCAACACCGUGGUAGAAAUAGAAAUAGGAAUAGAAGAAGAUACAAUAUUACGUCAACACGCUUAAUGAAUAAUUAGAGAGAAAAGAAGCGCUCGUGUGUGUACUUUACGUUUUACAAACAAAUCUUAAUGAUAUUCAGUAACAUUAAGUAUUCAUCCAGUAAGAUAGUGGAAUCUUCGUUGGCGACGUGUGCAGCACAAAAGGAGAAAUAAUAACCGAUAGAAGGAUGAUAAGGUUAUACCAGUGUAUGUUUUAUGAAAUUUGACAUAAAUUUGGCGUAUUAGUAAUACAAAAGUUGUGAUUGGAACGCAGAGAAAAGAGAAGGGAAGGAGAGAAAGUAAGAAAAAAGAAGAGAGUAAGAAAAUAUUAUCAAUUUUGAUCGUUAUGCCGUGGAAUCAUAAAAAUGUGAUGUUCGCGAGGGUCGGUUCUGCCCUAUUUUACGGGUUAUCUUCAUUUAUGAUCACAGUUGUAAAUAAGACAGUGCUGACGUCAUUCGAAUUUCCAUCGUUUCAAAUGCUUGGCAUAGGACAAAUGUUGGCUACGAUCAUGUUACUUUUCGCAGCAAAGAAGUUGCGCUACGUUGAAUUUCCUAACCUAGAAGUAACAACGUGUGUCAAGAUAUGGCCAUUACCGAUCAUUUACAUCGUUUCAGGCUGGCCACUUCGAAGAUUAUUCAGCAGCACUGGCUGCUCGUCAUCCUUCACGAUGGAUUACGCGAAACAUCGUGUAUCUCUGUCGCCAGUGCAACGUGCAAUUUUGGCGGCCGGUGCAGCCGCGAUCUCAUUCGUUGAUCCUUUUCGCGGUGACAUGAUCGCAUGCUUGGCAGAAACGACCGGUACCGACGCUCUUUCCUACUGUCAUCAAAAAAUGCUCGCAACCUCCGAGGGAUCUCGCAUUCUUGCCAGGAAACCACGUAUAUCCUCGUCUACGAUUGACUUUUCCGCGCUAAGACGAUUACCACAAGGAACCCUUGGCAGGAUCUAUUGCGAUUUUUUGGACGUUAACAACGUGUCCCCCGAUUCUAGACCUGCGGUCAGAUUCGUUGAAGAUACUGAAUUAGCAUAUGUAAUGCAACGAUAUCGAGAAACACACGAUAUUUAUCAUGCUCUACUUCUAAUGCCAACCACGAUGCUUGGAGAAGUGACGGUCAAGUGGGUAGAAGCGUUACAAUUACGAUUACCAAUGUGUUUCAGCGGAGCGAUAUUUGGAGCGUUUCGGUUGCGUCCAAGGCAAAGGAAAUUAUAUCUCGAGCAUCAUCUGCCUUGGGCCAUCAACACAGGAAUUGGUACAAAAUUUCUGUUGGGUAUCUACUUCGAAGAACGUUGGGAGCAACCCCUUGCCGAUUUUCAUCGAGAAAUAAACAUCACCCCUUUGGUGCCGACAGAAACCAUUAGCAAUGAAAUCUGAAAUUCCUCGUACGCUUUUCCCUCUAACUGUCUACUGUCUUACAUAUAUUAUAACACCAACAAUAGACACAGCUUAUUAGAUAGUGUAUAACAAUUUUUAUUUACCGUAACGUUGGAAAUAUGAAGAAUAUAAUUUUUAAUGGGAUA